CUCUCUGAGCUUAAACCCGUUGCGCCGUAGGGCUGCGCGGUGGGUCCGGUGGCCUUCCUGGGUGCACGCUGCACUUCGGGAGACCCUUGGAGGCGCUGUGCCGCCAUCUCCUGGUGCCACUUCCUGGGCGUGUCCAGCACUAAGGGAGCAGUCUCUCACCGCCCGAGUGCCCGGACACCUUUCUGCCCUUUCUUUGGCUCUGCGAGGUUCUGGCCAGGUGUCAGAAGGGGCGUUGUGCCCAGUGGGACCCUCCAAAGGGAGCUGAGACAACUGGGAAUCAUUCUUGGAGACGUCUUAACAAAUAAGUUUUUGCCUGGAGCCAGCAGAGUGCUGCAAGGAUAAUGGUCUUGUUUAUGAUGAAUGGGAUUUGGAGAAAUUGUAUAUGUCAUCUAAGGAAAGGGAAGGUGCUACACAGAUGCCAAAGUGGUGUCCACCCAGUGGCCCCUCUAGGAUCAAGGAUUUUAACUGAUCCAACCAAAGUUUUUGAACAUAACAUGUGGGAUCACAUGCAGUGGUCUAAAGAAGAAGAAGAAGAAGCUAGAAAAAAAGUAGAGGAAAACUCAGCCACACGAGUCAUUCCAGAAGAACAAGUUAAGCUUGAAAGUGAUGCUAACAAAUACUGGGACACAUUUUACAAAAUUCAUAAGAAUAAUUUUUUCAAAAAUCGUAAUUGGCUAUUGAGGGAAUUUCCUGAAAUUCUUCCAGCUAAUCAAAAAACUAAAGAAAAAGCAGGAGAUUCAUCCUGGGAUCAUGGCAAGACUAGUGCUCCAGAUUCAAGAAUUCAAGAAACAGAAACCCAUUGUAAAGAAAGUUCUGACUUACCAGAUGGCCAAAGCAAAGCAAGAUCUGAUUUUUCCAACCCAGGCUUGGAAGAGCACAGAAAAGGACCUGGGACAAUUGAGCACUUUCCUGGUAGCAGUGCCACUUUCCGAAUACUAGAGGUUGGCUGCGGUGCUGGAAAUAGUGUUUUUCCUAUACUGAACACCUUGCAGAACAUUCCGGGAUCCUUUCUUUAUUGCUGUGAUUUUGCCUCUGGAGCUGUGGAACUUGUAAAGUCACACACGUCCUACAGAGCAGCCCAGUGUUCUGCCUUUGUUCAUGAUGUGUGCAAUGACGGCUUACCCUACCCUUUUCCAGAUGGGAUCCUAGAUGUCAUUCUCCUUGUCUUUGUGCUCUCUUCUAUUCAUCCUGACAGGAUGCAAGCUGUUAUCCACCGACUAUCUAGGUUGCUGAAGCCCGGGGGAAUGUUGUUAUUUCGAGAUUAUGGAAGAUAUGAUAAGACACAGCUUCGUUUUAAGAAAGGGCACUGCUUAUCUGAAAAUUUUUAUGUCCGAGGAGAUGGUACCAGAGCCUAUUUCUUUACAAAAGGGGAAGUCCACCAUAUUUUCUGCAAGGCCGGGUUAGAUGAAAAGCAAAAUCUGGUUGAUCAUCGCUUGCAAGUUAAUAGGAAAAAACAAGUGAAAAUGCACCGAGUGUGGGUUCAAGGAAAAUUUCAGAAACCAUUGCACUGGACUCAAAAGAACUCCAAGUUAGUACUUUCACUCCUUUCUCAUGACUGAACUAUGCGUCAUGUUAAGGUAUGAAACAGAGACUGUGUUAUCCAAAGACUCCUGCAAGUCUUUCUUUUUCUAAAGAUAAUGAGAACAUUUAUGUUUCCUGCUGACCUGUCAUGAUGUAUGUAUGAGCCUUUUGUAUAUCUAAGUACAUGUAAGUGAUUUGAAAGAAUGUACAGCUGUCUGUGUUUUCAGAACAUGAUAUGAUAUAUGUUUAGUUUUAUUACAUCUAAUCAUUUUGUUCCUUGAAUUUUAUGAUAGUCAAUUAAAUUUCUGAUAUAUAAUUUUGAGAAACCAAACCUGUCAUUUUUUAAGAAGUGGAAAAAAAAUCAUCUACUUUAUUAUUAGGUUUAGUAAAGCAUUUCCCACAUCCAGACUGUCCUCUGUUGUCAACUAAUAGCAGAAGGCAGCCAGCCUUGUUUUUAGGGAAAUUUA
Molecule: messenger RNA, 1988 nt
Organism: Nannospalax galili (Upper Galilee mountains blind mole rat)
Lineage: Eukaryota; Metazoa; Chordata; Mammalia; Rodentia; Spalacidae
Gene: Mettl8
Product: methyltransferase like 8
Exons: 11
Coding region: 342-1559 (405 amino acids)
Molecular function (GO): tRNA (cytidine-N3)-methyltransferase activity
Source: RefSeq, a predicted model, not a curated record